Messenger RNA from Cydia fagiglandana, 3239 nucleotides. Its product is annotated as polypeptide N-acetylgalactosaminyltransferase 1-like. The transcript is spliced from 23 exons. Gene Ontology annotation, biological process: protein O-linked glycosylation. Gene Ontology annotation, cellular component: Golgi apparatus. NCBI's taxonomy places the organism in Eukaryota, Metazoa, Arthropoda, Insecta, Lepidoptera, Tortricidae. Gene Ontology annotation, molecular function: polypeptide N-acetylgalactosaminyltransferase activity. Bases 159 to 3239 code for a protein of 1026 amino acids. The record is from RefSeq and is a predicted model, not a curated record.
AAAAAAAUGCAAUAGGAUUAGGCCGAAUAGCAUGUUUACAAACUCCUUUCCUGUUUAAAAAAUCACAGCAUAAACAAAACAUGGCUAGCAAAACGUCAACGUCAAACUCGGGCGCUCGGCCGCUGGCGGCGGUCACGGAAACUUUGUUUUGAAUUAAAAUGUUCAAAUUACCGUUAAGAAAAUUGUAUUUUCUAGUGAAGCUAUGUUUUCUAUUCGUGAUAGUUUUAGUUACUUUGAGUUUAUUCGAAUACUGGCGCGGAGGAAGACGCGCUACGCGAGCGGUUAUACUGGACCCCGAGGAGGAUCUUUACGAGAGGCAGAUCCUUGAGGAUGAGGCUCGGAUAAUCCCUGGCUUGGGCGAGGGGGGCAAGCCUGCGUACCUCACCGGCGAGGACAAGCGCUUGGGAGAAGAAACGGAGAAGAAAUACGCCGUUAACACUUACUUGAGCGAUCGCAUCGCCUACAACAGAACUUUAAAAGAUUUCCGUAACCCGGCGUGCGAGCGCGUGACGUACGACGCGGAGCUGCCCUCCGCCUCCGUCAUCAUCAUCUUCCACAACGAGCCGUACUCCGUCGUCAUCAGAACCAUAUGGAGCGUCCUCAACACGGCGCGGCGCGACCAGCCGUGGCAUCGCCGCGCCAACUACCUGGAGCGCGGCACGGGGCGCAUCAUGAAACUCGGUUACCCCGGUCAACCCGAGGACUCGGAGCACGUGUACCUGAAGGAGAUCAUCCUAGUGGACGACAACUCCACCCUCCCCGAGCUGCGCGGCAAGCUCGCGCGCUACAUCGGCACCAGGCUGCCCCCCGACAUGGUCCGCGUGCUGCGCCUCCCUGACAGGAUAGGGCUGACGCGCGCGCGGCUGGCGGGCGCGCGCUACGCCGCCGGCGACGUGCUGAUCUUCCUGGACUCGCACUGCGAAGGCGUCGCCGACUGGAUGCGGCCCAUGCUGCAGCGACUCAAGGACGCGCCCACGGCCGUCGUCAUGCCCAUCAUAGACGUGAUCGACCACAACGACUUCCUAUAUAGCGUGCAGAGCCCCGCCUUCUUUCAGGUGGGCGGGUUCACGUUCGUGGGGCACUUCACGUGGAUCGACGUCCCGGAGCGGGAGAAGAAGCGGCGCGGCUCCGACAUCGCCCCCACCUGGUCGCCGACGAUGGCGGGCGGGCUGUUCGCGAUCCGGCGGGAGUACUACUGGGAGCUGGGGGCCUACGACGAGCAGAUGGCCGGCUGGGGCGGCGAGAACCUCGAGAUGAGCUUCCGCAUCUGGCAGUGUGGCGGCACCUUAGAAACGAUCCCUUGCUCCCGUGUCGGGCACGUGUUCCGUGCCUUCCACCCUUACGGCCUGCCGGCCACCAGCGACACGCACGGAAUCAAUACAGCGCGUAUGGCGGAAGUGUGGAUGGAUGACUACGCGGAGUUGUUCUACCUGCACCGGCCUGAUCUACGAAAAAGUCCAAAAAUCGGCGACGUCACCCAUCGCAAGGUCCUUCGAGAGAAGCUCCACUGCAAGAGCUUCCAAUGGUACCUCGACAACGUCUACCAGGAGAAGUACGUGCCCGUGCGCGACUCGCAGGCCUACGGCAGAGUUUCUAACGCGGCAACGAACCUAUGCCUCGACUCGAUGCAGCGCGAGGGAGAGGGCACGCCGCUCGGCUUCUAUCCUUGUCACGUCAGGAUGACCGACACGCAGUUCCUGACUCUGUCACACGCGGGGCACCUGAGAGACGAGGAGAGAUGCGCAGAGAUACAGUUCAGGAGGGACGCGCACCUCUCGGGGGAGGACGAGAGCGCCGCGCGGGUCGUCGUCAUGGUCGCCUGCCGGGACAAACCUGCUCAUAACAAAAUGCGGUGGCGCCACAUAGCCGCCACGGGGCAGCUGCAGCACCUGGACAGCGGGCUGUGCGUGGACGCGCGCGGCGCGCAAGCCGGCGACGACGUGCGCGCGCGCCCCUGCGCGCCCGGCGACACGCCCUCGCAGAGGUGGGCCUUCGACUAUGGUGGAGAGAAUUCACAUCCUGGUGUGCUGCCUGCAGAGUUAGAGCAGCGUCUCAACAAAAUAAAGGCACGCAGCGGCCGCAAGUCGCGCUCGCUGCUGGCCGAGUCCGCGGAGGAGGGCGAGGAGGCGCGGCCGGCCCCCCCUCCCCCUCCCCCCGCGCGCCGCCGCCGCACCAAGAGGAAACAGAAGCGGAGCCACAAGAACAAGUUCAUCGUGACGGUGGAGCGGACCCUGAGGAACAACAGCGUGGAGCACCUGGAGAUGGACAUCCACUGCAAGCACCGCCGGCUGUACCCCAACAACAGCUUCGUCAGGGACCUCGUCACCAUCCUCAACGACAAGGAUAUACGGGUGAUAAACAACGGGCGCGUGUUCGAGAAGAACAAGGUCACUGAACUCAAGGAGCACCCGCACUACAAGGAGCGCGCCCGGACCUCCACGGAGCCCGACAAGGGAUCGCCGGAAGCCACCGCAAAGCCGUGGACGAGCACGCCCCCCGCGCCGCUGAGCACGCACCACGCGGACCUGGACGACGACGUCGCUGUGCCCACUACAGAGUUCACCAAGCCAAAGAAGCGGCACCACAAGAAACGCUUCCAGAAGCGCGCGAAGGAGCGCCUCGAGCACUCGCUGCUGCUCGACGACACCGCAGACCAAGUGGCUAUCGGCGGCUUUAACCACACGGGCGCGAAGCUGCGGACCGCCGGGCGCUCCGGCGCUGAAUCCCAGGAAGAGCCAGACACACACGGAGAGACGCACCGCCCGUGGCCUCCGAGCGAGCUAGAGUUUUACGUGAACACCACGCCCCCCGACAGCGUCGAGAUACAUCUCACACACGCCGACAUAACGAGGGACAAGGACAAGCGGGGAGACAGAGACGACAGGGACAAGGACAACAAGGACAGCACACACAAGGACGACAACAACAGGGACACCAACAAGGCGCGCUCGGAGGCCAUCGCGCGGCACGUGGCCGUGUACGAGUUCAAGAAGGACACCGAGGAACAGCAGCGCAAGGAGCGGCACGGGGGGAAGGCCAGGGCGCAGAUGCUGAGCGAGAAACAAGGCAAAACGUUGGAAGAGAACCACUCGUGGCCCCCCUCGCGCCCCUCCUCGGGCCCCCGCGCCCCGGGCGAGCGCUGGGCGCCCGCGCCCGACACGGAGCCCUGGGGGCCGCGCGGGGACGCCGCCGGACACGUCGACGCGGCCUCGCCUGAUGCGCUGGUGGACACCAGGUAA